Molecule: messenger RNA, 1808 nt
Organism: Bolinopsis microptera
Lineage: Eukaryota; Metazoa; Ctenophora; Tentaculata; Lobata; Bolinopsidae
Product: sphingolipid delta(4)-desaturase DES1-like
Exons: 9
Coding region: 11-1000 (329 amino acids)
Biological process (GO): ceramide biosynthetic process
Cellular component (GO): membrane
Molecular function (GO): sphingolipid delta-4 desaturase activity
Source: RefSeq, a predicted model, not a curated record
UUUGAGUAGAAUGGGUCAAGUGGUGUCUACCAAUGAUUUUGAGUACAAGUACGAUGACGAACCGCACGCAACUAGAAGAAAAGAGAUAUUAGCAAAGCACCCAGAGAUGAAGAAUCUGUUUGGAGCAGAUCCGUACAUGAAAUGGCUCGUUCCCCUGAUAGUAAUCUUCCAACUAGUAACUGCAUUCUACGUCAUUCAGCUGCCCGGAUGGGCUAUCUUAUUUCUAGCCUGGGCGCUUGCCGGAACAAUUAAUCACAACCUUUCUCUGGCAAUGCACGAAAUAUCUCACAACCUCGCUUAUGGUCACUCAUCUCCAAUGAUGAACCGUUUCAUAGGAUUCGUAGCUAACAUACCGUUGUGUGUACCUUCCUCCAUCACCUUCAAGAAGUAUCACCUGGAUCACCAUCGUUACCAAGGUGACAACACCCUUGAUGUGGACAUUCCUUCUCAUCUAGAGGGUUACUUUUUCUACAACACCUUCACCAAGCUGAUCUGGGUGUUCCUCCAGCCUCUAUUCUACACAAUCCGACCUCUCUUCAUCCACCCCAAACCUGUAGAAACUCUGGAGAUUGCUAACACUAUAUGGACAAUUGGCUGGAACUAUCUUAUCUACAACUUCAUUGGAGGUUGGGCGUUGGCGUAUCUAGCCGGAGGAACCCUCCUAGGAAUGGGCCUUCACCCAAUGGCUGGACACUUCAUCAGCGAGCACUACACCUUCAAGAAGGGACAGGAGACCUACUCUUACUACGGACCCCUCAACUAUCUCGCCUGGAAUGUUGGGUAUCACAACGAGCACCAUGACUUCCCUUAUGUAUCUUGGAGCAGACUACCAAAAGUAAAGGAGAUAGCUCCAGAGUACUACGAGAUGCCUAGUUACGACUCCUGGAGCGGGGUUAUCUACAAGUACAUCACCGACCCUGAGAUUGGACCUUACAGCAGAAUCAAACGUGGCAUUCCUGCUGCUACUGUAUCUACUGGAGAGGAGAAGAAAGUCGAAUAAACACGUGGUUGCACUGUCGAUGUUAAAACGCCUCGCACGAGACGAGUGCAGCACUCUAAAGAAGAGUGCAGCACUCUAAAGAAGAGUGCUCACUAUGUUGAACUCGUGUUUCCCAGCUCAGGACAAUCUGUGACCGUCCUGUACUUUAUAAUGACCCGGAUAAAGUUGGCCGGGAAAACGAGGAGUGUUUAACAUUUUCAAUUGUCGUUGUUACUUAAUUUAUGUGAAUUGCAUGUGUACUUUUUAUUUCAUAACAUACUUGUUUAAUAAGUUCUACAUUUAGGGAAAUAUUACAUCGUGUCUCGUUACCUGGGGACCUCAGGCUAUCAUGGUAGAGAUUAGGCGGAAUGACAGGCUGAGCGCGGCCCAGUAACGUGUCUCGUGGCUCCCUUAGAUUAUUUAUUGAAUUUAAUUAAUUUUUAAGAUCUCAUAGACUUCGAAGCUUUAACUCAGGAGCCAGAUUACAUCAUCUCCAGUGGUCUACCAUUCAUAAUACUUUCUAUAAAUUAAUUGAAUCUGCCGAUUUUGUAUAUUAAUGCUUUAAUGCUGGUUGAUUUAUUUGAAUAAAAGUUAUAGAUAUCGGUAGAAAUAUUACUUUCACAAAUGAUUGUUAACGAUUAAGUAAUUGAUUAUGAUUCAUAGAUGUUAAUAUUUAAUUAAGGGUAAGGGACAGCCGAAUUAUCAGCUUUUGUAAUUUACAAGGAUUUUAUGUUGGUUGUUGGCACGUACAGCUAACUCUGUGUCUUGAAGAUGAUAUUAUACCUCAAUUUUGUAGAUUUUACUAUUCGAGUCAUUUCUUUGUUUUAAA